This is a messenger RNA of Cryptosporidium muris RN66, 429 nucleotides long. RefSeq lists its product as uncharacterized. The coding region runs from base 1 to 429 and encodes 142 amino acids. The record is from RefSeq and is a predicted model, not a curated record. NCBI's taxonomy places the organism in Eukaryota, Apicomplexa, Conoidasida, Eucoccidiorida, Cryptosporidiidae. The transcript has 2 exons.
AUGGAAUGCCUAAUUUGUUAUUCCAAUCUAGAUGAUAGUAAUAGUGUUGAAUAUCAGGUUUAUGAGAAUUCUUCUUGGUAUUUAUCCAAGUACUGUGAAUCUAUUAAAAAUACAAAGUGUUUAAAGGAACAACGAGCUCUACUUCAGCGUGGACCACCAGUACGUUACUUGAUUUUUAUUAUUGAUUAUUCAAUAAACUUAAUAAUUUUUUGCUAUAUCAACCAGAUUAAUGUCCGGGAUAUUCAUGGAUUUCCUGAAUGUCAUGAUAAUGAAGUAUUUUCACUAUGUAACUCAAAAACUAGAGAUAACAUAGAUCCUAAAUUGGAUGGAUCACUAAUUGGAGAUGAAAGAAUAAAAUUUUGGAAUGAACUGAAACAAUUUAUUAGUAAAGAGGAUAUGCCUGAGGAAAUAAGUAACGAAUCAAAUUAA